AUGUUGCACAUCUCCAAAGAUGAUUUGAGCAGAGAGAACCUUCUCAGGAGAUCUAUCUGCACUAUUGUCGAGAACGUUGAGUGUGAGGUUGACAAAGUAUACUUGAUCACGGUUUCAAGUACAGAAUCGACGACGUUGCCGGAGUAUAUGCGAUGGUACACCGAGGGCAUGCAGGAUAACCCUCGACUUAAUUCAACACUCGACGAGCUCCAGCAUGUCAGGGCCAAUACCUAUGAGGCUGAGAGCACAGCCGCUAACAAGGAUAGGCGCGAGGAGCAAGGCGAUCAAGGCCGUGCAUUCGAGGACCUCAAGUGCCGUGAGGAAAUUUGCAAAUACGAUAAGCGACCUGGACGUUAG
This is a messenger RNA of Linnemannia hyalina, 357 nucleotides long. Lineage: Eukaryota; Fungi; Mortierellomycota; Mortierellomycetes; Mortierellales; Mortierellaceae. The record is from the annotation of a GenBank genome assembly.